AUGGCGUCCCUCAUGAACGUCGGACCUAUAGCAUCAGACCAACCCAGUUACUCCUUCGCAAACACAUCAGCACCCAACGAGGCCUCAGGACACCGACAACAUGGCUUCUAUCCAUACACAGACAACGGCGGCUCAACGCUAGGCAUUACCGGCAAAGACUUCGCGAUUCUCGCAGGCGACACACGUUCAACGUCCGGAUACAGCAUCAACUCACGGUUCGUGCCGAAACUGUUCAAGAUCGGGGAUGACGGAGAGCAAAGCUCGCGGAUCGUUCUGUCGGUCGUUGGGUUCGCCGCCGACGGCAACGCGCUCAAGGAGCGCCUGGAUGCCAUCGUCAAGAUCUACAAGUACCAGCACGGCAAGCCCAUGAGUGUCAAAGCCUGCGCCCAGCGCCUCUCCACCAUCCUUUACCAGAAGCGUUUCUUCCCGUACUACGUACAUGCCAUCCUGGGUGGAAUCGACGAGGACGGUCAAGGUGCGCUAUACAGCUACGACCCUGUGGGCAGCUACGAGCGUGAGCAGUGCAGAGCGGCAGGCGCUGCUGCAAGUCUGAUCAUGCCGUUCCUUGACAAUCAGGUCAACUACAAGAAUCAAUAUAUUCCCGGAUCAGGUGAAGGACUGGCGUUGGCGGAAAAGCCCAAGGAGAGCUUGCCGAGAGAUAUCGUGCUAGGUCUGGUCAAGGAUGCAUUCACCAGUGCCACCGAGAGACAUAUUGAAGUCGGUGACGGUUUACAGAUCUUCAUCAUUACCAAGGAGGGAAUCGAGGAGCAGAUUGUGCCUUUGAAGCGCGAUUAA
Messenger RNA from Exophiala bonariae, 795 nucleotides. RefSeq lists its product as uncharacterized. Gene Ontology annotation, cellular component: proteasome core complex. The record is from RefSeq and is a predicted model, not a curated record. Lineage: Eukaryota; Fungi; Ascomycota; Eurotiomycetes; Chaetothyriales; Herpotrichiellaceae. Bases 1 to 795 code for a protein of 264 amino acids. The transcript has 2 exons.